UGCUGUGAAACCCGUGACCCGGCAUCAUGGCGGGAAUCGAGACUGGAAACCCAGUGGGAGCUGAGGCCCCGCAGCCUCAGAAGCGCUACUACCGGCAACGCGCCCACUCCAACCCUAUGGCGGACCACACGCUGCGCUACCCUGUGAAGCCAGAGGAGAUGGACUGGUCUGAGCUAUAUCCAGAGUUCUUCGCCCCACUCACUCAAAAUCAGAGCCAUGAUGACCCAAAGGAUAAGAAAGAAAAUCGAGCUCAGGCCCAAGUGGAAUUUGCAGACAUAGGCUGUGGCUAUGGUGGCCUGUUAGUGGAACUAUCACCACUGUUUCCAGACACUCUGAUUCUGGGUCUGGAGAUACGUGUGAAGGUCUCAGACUAUGUACAAGACCGGAUUCGGGCACUUCGCACAGCCCCUGGAGGUGGCUUCCAGAACAUUGCCUGUCUCCGUAGUAAUGCCAUGAAGCACCUUCCUAACUUCUUCCGCAAAGGCCAGUUGACAAAGAUGUUCUUCCUCUUUCCUGAUCCACACUUCAAGCGAACAAAGCACAAGUGGCGAAUCAUCAGUCCCACACUGCUGGCAGAAUAUGCCUAUGUACUAAGAGUUGGGGGGCUGGUAUAUACCAUAACUGAUGUGCUGGAGCUACACCACUGGAUGUGCACCCAUUUUGAAGGGCACCCCUUGUUUGAGCGUGUGCCUCUGGAAGAGCUGAGUGAAGAUCCCAUUAUAGGACAUCUAGGCACCUCAACAGAGGAGGGAAAGAAAGUUCUACGUAAUGGAGGAAAGAAUUUCCCAGCUAUCUUCCGAAGAAUACAGGAUCCUGCCCUCUAGGCAUUGACCUCCAAUUCUACCCUGCCUGGUUACUGACUGCCUACCCUACCUUAGCUGAUCCCCAUCUUCCAGGGACAGGAAAGAAGAUCAGGCCUCUUCCAAAGAGAUUGGGGCUUCCCACCUGAGCCUGGUGGGGCUGGGAGACUGCAUUCUCUCCAAAAGUUGGGGAGGUGCUGGUGUUCACAACUACCCUUCUCACUUUCUCAUUCCUCCAAUGCCAGCAGAAAGCACAAGUAGAUAACUGGGAAGGACAAAGGACCUUGGCCAGAGGAGACAUUAGGAAGGGUGUGGGGUCUUGUCCUCCUGUAGUACUCCCUGCUCCUUGUGGGGACUCUCCUUAUCUGGGAUGCAGAAUGCAAUGUCCCACUGUCUAAACUCUCUACUCAACUCAAA
Messenger RNA from Marmota monax (woodchuck), 1217 nucleotides. It is a transcript of the gene Mettl1, whose product is annotated as methyltransferase 1, tRNA methylguanosine. The record is from RefSeq and is a predicted model, not a curated record. Gene Ontology annotation, cellular component: tRNA methyltransferase complex. Gene Ontology annotation, biological process: RNA (guanine-N7)-methylation; tRNA methylation. Gene Ontology annotation, molecular function: tRNA (guanine(46)-N7)-methyltransferase activity. NCBI's taxonomy places the organism in Eukaryota, Metazoa, Chordata, Mammalia, Rodentia, Sciuridae. Bases 27 to 824 code for a protein of 265 amino acids. The transcript has 6 exons.